AUGCAGGAGUUAAAGGAAGCGACGGGCAUAGACCAACCAGUCGUCCCAACCUUCCUUACCACACGUCAGGAAGACAUCACAUACUUGUUGUUUGGCAUCUUUGGCGUCCGCCUGCCUGUAGAUUAUGAUGAGAAGCAGGACAAGGCUCUCGGGCGGCUCCUGCAGGAGAUCGUGGCUUGGUCCAGUGACAUCACCAGCCUCGAUUGGAUCGGAAAAGCAUCAGAGUUCAAUAGCUGUCUACCGGCCUCUAUCACUUCAUACAGAACUCCACCGUGCAAGCUACCACCUCUACCCGAAGAUGAAAUUCAGUCAUCAAUUUCUUCUCUGCAAAAGACGAAGGCUGUCGAUUUUGCUUUGAACCUUUAUACCCUACUUCGGGACACGAGCGCUCCUCGUUUCGCAGCACAGAGACUGCAUCUGCCUUGCAUUGCAUUCAAUGUCAGGAAAGUCAGACGGGUGCUCAGCCCAGUCCCAGACACUCAUUUCACGUAUAGAGUGAAGGCAGAUGGACUUCGGGACUUGUUUAUCACCACUGCAGAGACUCUGAUUCAGUUCUGGCCGGCAAGGCCCACUGAGCAAAAGUUUGUUCUUGUCCGUCCCUGGGAUCGGUCUCUCCUGGAGCUACCUGACUUUGUGGAACCGCCUGAAUUCGUAGAACCGUCUAACUAUGAAAACAAUACGGAGAACGGGGAGGAUUAUUGCAUGUCGCCUUCUCCGUCAGAUGACUCAUCUAGCGGUUUUCCUGUAAGACAGGACGUGUUUGACCUAGAAUCACGAGCAUUGCGGUUGCUCGUUCGCCUUCGGCAGCCUUUCAGUGCAUUUUUGUUAGCGCAGCAGCGCAGUGUAGAAUACAAGAAGAUCGCGACGGAUCAUGAUAUCAUUGGACAGGUCAACGACGUAGUUUCUGUCAGAGACUUGAUGGACUUCAAAGAGCAAUGCAGUGCACUUGCUGCGCACGAUGAGAGUAUCCUUGGCGCGGAGAUACCCGAGCAGGGGCAAGAUGGGUAUGAUAUAGAACCCAAUUUCUUCCACGGAAUGCAUCAACGCCCUGGGCACCUCAAAAGACUUGAACUUGCUAUAGCGAGGAAGCGUCAGUCAGCUCCUGCACCUAUACCACCCACCACCUCACCACCAGUCGCCCUCACCACUACCUUCAAAACUCACCUACAACACCUAUUCACCCAGCUGCCCCAUCAUGCAACUCCACCUGUUAUCGAUGUUCCAUUCGCGCAGGGUAAAGAGUAUUUUCUCGAAAAGUACUAA
This is a messenger RNA of Suillus bovinus, 1263 nucleotides long. RefSeq lists its product as uncharacterized. Bases 1 to 1263 code for a protein of 420 amino acids. The transcript has 5 exons. NCBI's taxonomy places the organism in Eukaryota, Fungi, Basidiomycota, Agaricomycetes, Boletales, Suillaceae. The record is from RefSeq and is a predicted model, not a curated record.